UUUAUUACUGUAUGCGAUAACUUGUUUCUAUGAUGUAAGCGAUAUUUUUACUUAUUUUACAAGUUGGAAAACUGACAAAGAGUUUUUAACCGUUUCACGUUAUUCGAUUGAAGUUGUGAAAAUCUGGUAGGAUGAGCUACGUAGGUUGUCUUGUAUCCCUAAAUUGUGGGGAGUCCUUGGGUACAUUCCAGGGUCAAGUGAGGAAGGUAGACAACUCAACACAGUCUUUAUCUAUAAGUCAUCCAUUCAGAAAUGGGGUUAAAUGUGAAGUUCCAGAAGUAACAAUCAGUGCUUGCGAUAUAAAGGAGUUGAAAAUUAUAAAAACUGCUCAUGAGGCGAAGCACGUUUUACCUAAAAAAUCAACCCCAUCAAAACUUUCAAAAGAAACAGCUGAGGAUCUGGACUCUGUGGCAUCACCAGGGAGAAUUGCGGAAUCUAAACUAGAGCAAAAUGGUAACGGCACUGCAGGAAAUAGUAAUAAAGUAAAUGUUUUGACAAAUGGAAGGGACAGAUAUGUUAAUGACAGGAGGCCAACAGAGUAUAGUACCAGAAAUAGUAGUCCACAUGGUAACUUGUCAGGACGUGACAGAGAUAAUGGUACUAAUGGGCAUCACAGUUAUUCAGGGUCAAGGUAUGAUGAAGGUAGUAAUGGUUCUAGAAAUAGACAAACACCAACAAAAGAUGAACAAUUUAGAAGUAGAAGAAACUCAGAAUCAGAAGGCAGGGCGUCUGCGAAGACAAGUGUCCCGAGAAAGAUUGAGUUCCGUAAGAAGACAAGUUCACGGCAAGAUUGUUUCAGUGCCCCAGUAGAUUCAUUAAUGGAUGAGUUUGACUUUGAGAAAAAUCUUGCUCUGUUUGAUAAGAAAGCAGUGUUUGAAGAGAUUGAAAAUAAUAAUCCGGAGGUAAUACGUGUUGGUGAUAAAAAGCCGACUAAAUAUAGACAUGAUGAGAACGUCCUCCAAUCCAAACCCACAACAUUUCAACAAAUAAAAGUCCCAAAAGAUUAUGGGAGUUCUUAUGUUACAGAUUCAGGUUUAAUAGUUCCAUGUAUAGAUUAUGACCUCAGAAAUAAGUUAUUUGAUAUAGCUGAAGCUUGUGGGUUUUCUAUGGAGAGAAGGUUAGAGAUGAUAGGUAGAUCAUCUAGUGAGAUGGUACUGCAGCUUCUAGGUGGCAGUAGUAG
Molecule: messenger RNA, 1180 nt
Organism: Ruditapes philippinarum (Manila clam)
Lineage: Eukaryota; Metazoa; Mollusca; Bivalvia; Venerida; Veneridae
Product: enhancer of mRNA-decapping protein 3-like
Exons: 6
Biological process (GO): deadenylation-independent decapping of nuclear-transcribed mRNA; P-body assembly
Cellular component (GO): P-body
Molecular function (GO): mRNA binding
Source: RefSeq, a predicted model, not a curated record